AGCUGAGUCAGUAUAGGAACUGGUAUUUGUACACAAAGUCGUGGUUGAAAUCGUGUUUUAUAAAGUGUAGUGAGUUUAAAUUUUAAAUUUUAAACAAUGAAGGAUACAACAAGUAAUAAUAGUAAUAUUCAAACGAAAAAACCAACGUACAAAGAUUAUCAAAAUUUUUUGUUGAAUUACGAUGAGCAAACAAAGAAUGGGAUGGUGAUUAGCCCAGCUUCUUCAAGUUCGAGCAUUCAAUCCGAACAAAAUGAUGUUACAACGCCGAAAACUUACAACCAGUACCUUCAAAAUUAUGGAAAUAAAAAGUUUGGGAGUGUUAGAUUAAAAAAAGAAAAUGUUUUGGAGAGUUUAAAUGAUCAAAUUGAUGGGGGGAAAAAAAUUGUUCGAAGUGAAUUGGUGAUUAAUAUUAAUCCAACGAAAAAUGUUUCGGUUAAAUCGCCCAUCAUGAACCGAUCCCCUGAAAUAAGGGUUUCACCCAAACCUGAUAAUUCAGGAGUUCCUGAUCAUUUGAUUUAUGCGAAAAGUGCCGUUUUAGAAGAAUUACUUUCUAAAUCCCCAACUUUAAAAAAACCCAACACAACUAGCAAUAUUUAUAAAAGAUUAGAACAGUUUACUCUUCAAAAUGAAUCAAAAAGUUCUACGAGAACGUUCCCACCAAAACUUCCAUCGACACCUCCCCCACAACUUCCUCAAUCUAAUCCACCACCAAUUCCAAAAACUCUUCCCCCAACCCUUCCAAAAUUACACCCACCAUCACUUCCAACAUCUCCAACUCCAAUGAGGGUAGAAUUAAAAAAAUCGAUUUCAAAUGGACCACCAUCCCCAAAACCUCCAAUUCCGCAAAAAAAUUUCUUAAUAUCAGAACUAAAUAAUGAAGGAAAAAAAAUUUAUAUUCCCCCAGCUCCGCCGAUCAAUCAAUUAAACCAAAUUAAUAAUCAGAAAAUGUUAUCGAAUACAAGAACGGUUGUCCCAGUAACUGAUGGAAACGCAGAGGUUGAUAAGAACGAUCCAAACGUAAAAAAGUUGAUUUAUAACACUUAUAGAGGGAUGUUGGGGGCUUAUAAUAAUAAGGCGAAUAAUAUGGUGUCUACAUUGCCUAGGAAUUUUGUUGUGCAAGAUAAAGGUGUUGCAAAACAAUUGGAAAGUAUAAACGCGCAAGGAUGUUUAUCGAAUUUGAAUGGAAGGGUGAAUCCAAAUCCUGAGGAUUAAGUUAUUUCUAUUUUUUACCUAGAUAAUAUAAUAUUAUAAUUUCUCAUAACAUUAUUUAUAAUCUUUUCGUUUAUGAGAUAAAAAAAUUAUUCAU
Molecule: messenger RNA, 1306 nt
Organism: Onthophagus taurus
Lineage: Eukaryota; Metazoa; Arthropoda; Insecta; Coleoptera; Scarabaeidae
Source: RefSeq, a predicted model, not a curated record